AAGCGCUUCUUUUAAGGCCUAGUUACUCCAAUAUAUUAGAUUUGGAGUUAAAAUUAAAGUCAGUAUAGUUUUUAUAAAUUUAAAAAAAAAAAAAACAUGCCUGUUUUGGCUGAUUAACGCUUUACUGCUAUCUCGUCUCACCCAUUUUGUGCUUGGUGAUAACUUCAAAUAAACUUCCUUCGGUGUGUGUGAGAUGGAAUGAUGUGGCCCCACUUACGCACUUGGUCUUUAAAGAAAUAUUUAAGGUAAAGAUCCAUAACAUGGUGGCAGUGCUGGAAGUGAUCUCCAGCCUGGAGAAAUACCCCAUUACCAAAGAGGCACUUGAGGAAACGAGACUUGGGAGGCUUAUCAAUGAGGUGAGGAAGAAGACGUCCAAUGAGGAACUUGCCAAACGUGCCAAGAAAUUGUUGCGGAAUUGGCAAAAGUUGAUAGAACCUGUAACCCCGAAUGAACCAGUGCCAAGAGGGUUGCCGAAUCCACCUGGGUCAGCAAAUGGUGGUGCUCACAACUGCAAACCAGAAGCGCAACUUCCUGCUGUGGCUGGGUCAAAGCCAAUCAGCGAAUUGAAAAGAAGGAAUGAUAUACAGAAAAUAAAUUCUCCAAAAACAGAGAAAUUGGGAAACCGGAAAAGGAAAGGGGAACACAGGGAUGGGCAUCAGGGCCCUCCUCCCCCCAAAGUCUCCAAAGCUAGUCAUGAAGUAUUACAAAACUCUUCACCCCCUCCGACAAAUGGAAUUGGAGGUAGUCCUGAAAAUUUUCCCAGUCCUGUAGACGUAAAUCUACAUGCAGGGCCUGAAAGCAGCAGGACAGAACUCAGUGAAAAUGAUAAACACAGUAAGAUCCCAGUAAAUGCUGUAAAACCUCACACCAGUUCUCCAGGACUUGUAAAACCUUCAAGCACUUCCUCGUUACUAAAGACUGCAGUGCUUCAGCAGCAUGAUAAGUCGGAAGAAACCACAGGACCGCACCAACCUAAGAGUCCUCGCUGUUCCUCGUUUAGCCCCAGAAACGUUAGGCAUGAUACUUUUGCUCGGCAGCAUACUACGUACUCACCAAAGGAUUCAAUGCCUAGUCCAUCUCAAAGGUCUCAGUUCUUAGAUACUGCACAGGUGCCAUCACCGCCACCAUCCUUGAUGCAACCAUCGACACCUCCCAUGCCAGCAAAAAGACUGGAGUUCCCUCAGCAAUCAGUAACUGAGGUAUCUCAGCACUGGCAGGAGCAGCAGGUACCUUCUGAAAGCCAGCACAGGCAUACAGCAGGGACACUUCAACAGCACACGUCUCCCAGCUGCAAAACCAGCUCCCACCCCGGGGAAUCUCUCACGUCACACACGGGCUUUUCACAGGACACUUCAAAAAUGGACAGUGAUGAUGCUGCUUCAGGUUCCGAUAGUAAAAAGAAGAAAAGGUACCGACCCAGAGACUAUACAGUCAACUUGGAUGGGCACGUGACAGAAGGGGGUGUGAAACCUGUGAGAUUAAAAGAGAGAAAACUCACUUUUGAUCCCAUGACAGGACAGAUAAAACCUUUAACACAGAAAGAUCCUUUGCAGGUAGAAAUCCCUGCACUUACUGAGCAGCACAGGACAGAAACGGAAAAGCAGGAGCAAAAACCCAACCUGCAAAGCCCCUUUGAACAAACGAACUGGGAAGAAUUAUCCAGAAAUGAAAUCAUUCAGUCAUAUUUAAACAGACAGAGUAGCUUGCUGUCUUCAUCAGGAGUACAGACUCCAGGAGCUCACUACUUCAUGUCUGAAUAUUUAAAGCAGGAGGAAAGCACUAGAAAAGAGGCUAGAAAGACUCAUGUUCUAGCUCCUAACAGCAAACCUACAGACUUGCCUGGGGUCACCAGAGAGGUCACAAGUGAUGACCUUAACAGAAUACGUGAACAUAACUGGCCAGGCGUGAACGGUUGUUAUGACACACAGGGUAACUGGUAUGAUUGGACACAGUGCAUAUCUUUAGAUCCACAUGGGGAUGAUGGUAGAUUGAACAUCCUGCCUUACGUCUGCCUAGACUGAGUACAGUUUUGCUAAAAAUGCUUUUACAUCUGCAGUUAGCAAGAACGGCAGACACUAUGCCACUUAACGAUGGAGAAAACCUCCUGUCCUGGACAAACAGGCCCAACGAGCAGAGGGUGUGAGGGAGCCGGUUCUUUCCAGCUCUGUCCUUUAAAUUCUCCUUUUGUGAAAUGCUGCUACCAGUUUACUAACAAUUGCAAAGGAAGGCAUACGAAGGUUGAUAAAUUGAGUUCAAAACUCUAUAGCGAGCCAGCUAUAAAAAAGUGUUAGUCCCCAAGAAGUGAAGAGGAUUUCCAGCACUUUCUGAAUGCCGGAAUCUUAUUACAGGCAGGUACAGAGAAAAUUGUGGAAGUUACCUUAACAAAAUAUGCAUCUAUUUAUUUGACUUGAUUUGGGUUUUUAUUUGGCAGUGAGAGAUUCGAGAGACGAUGUGCAAAAACUGUAGUUUUAUUUGUAUCACAUCUCUGAACAUGAUUGCGUUUUUGUUUUUUUUUUAAAGUCAUGUGGUACGGAGAUUGGGUUUUAAACGGCAGGUGUUGCACUGCAGGCUGGGAGACCAGCUUCAGCUCAACAUUCCAUAGGCAUCCACAUAUUUUAGUCUGGUUUCAGUUUAAAUCCAGUCUCUGAGAAAUGCUGCAAAAACUAGAUGUUUAACGAUAUUUUUGAUCCCACCACCACCAGCCAAAUAUUUUUCCUCCUUUUCCCUUCCUGCAAACUUCUAGGAAAAAAAAAAAAAAAACCAAGAAAAAAAAAAAAGAAAAAUCACCUUUUCUAGAAUCUAAAUGUAAUGAGGGUGCUACAAGUUUGUAACUGUACUGUGAGGGGGAAAAAGGAAGCCUGUUUGUAUGCUGGAAAUAUACUUGUUACCAUUCCUUUAGAUAUUGUUUGCCUUAUGGAUAUCCAUCAUAAACGCAAUUUGCAAAAACAAAGAGCCUUAGUGAAUGUACAGUAACUAGACUUCUGUGUUCUUGGGAUGCAGAAGGGAGCAACUUUGCUAUUUGGUCCUUUAAGUGGACACAUUGUGAUAUAAAUGUGGAAAUAAAAAAAAUUUGCACAAAACAGUUUGUGAAU
This is a messenger RNA of Egretta garzetta (little egret), 3092 nucleotides long. It is a transcript of the gene MED26, whose product is annotated as mediator complex subunit 26. The coding region runs from base 261 to 2021 and encodes 586 amino acids. The transcript is spliced from 3 exons. NCBI's taxonomy places the organism in Eukaryota, Metazoa, Chordata, Aves, Pelecaniformes, Ardeidae. Gene Ontology annotation, biological process: positive regulation of gene expression; regulation of transcription by RNA polymerase II. Gene Ontology annotation, molecular function: transcription coregulator activity. The record is from RefSeq and is a predicted model, not a curated record. Gene Ontology annotation, cellular component: mediator complex; nucleus; core mediator complex.